Molecule: messenger RNA, 7575 nt
Organism: Yarrowia lipolytica CLIB122
Lineage: Eukaryota; Fungi; Ascomycota; Dipodascomycetes; Dipodascales
Biological process (GO): cellular response to amino acid starvation; regulation of translation
Cellular component (GO): cytosol
Molecular function (GO): protein kinase regulator activity
Source: RefSeq, a predicted model, not a curated record
AUGAUACGCGGUGUGAUCAGGCUGGAUCGUGAUCUACUUCCGUGUCCAUUAUCACAUCAUGUCAUCGUCUUCUCAUCUGGAUCAAUGUCAUCCACCAAAGACCGGCUGGAGUUUUGGAAGGAACAGCAAAUGCUCCUGUCCUCUCCCGACUCCCUUCCGUCUAUCCUCAGUGCUCUUUUUCAGACUAUUCCACACUACUCCGACCACGUAUCGAGGGACGUGGUAGUCGACACGUGGAAACUGCUGCUAAAGGAACACCCUGCCGCCCUUCAAAAGGUUGUGCCCGUGCUCGCCAAGCAGUUUGCCAUCUACAAAAAGUCCUCCACAAACAACCUCAUGGUGCUGCUGGAGUGGACCAACUACUUUGUGUCCUUCUCCCUGACCAACGCCGGGUCCGAGCUCAACGACUUUGUCUUCAAGGACCUCAUUUCCAUGCAGGCCGAGCUCGUGGACCUGUGCUCAGCAUGCAACCGGGAGCGAAUGGCCAAGAGCGCUCUGAGGCAGACCCGAGCCGCGUUUGCAGCCUGCAUCACAGCUAACGGAGCUCUGACCAAACUGCUGAACGUAUGCCUUCCAGGCACCCCCACGUCUACGGCUCUGCUGGGCUGUCUAGCAUCUGCAUGCGCUGAAAAUGCUCCUCAAACUUUUGAGCAGCUGGAUCUUUCAGCCUACUCGCAGUUUUACGGCGCCAACGUGCUUGGCGCCAAGGUUCUGCCCUGCAAAAACGCCACCAAACAGUUUUGCACGGGAUACUUUGGCAACCUGUCUCGUGACCAAAAGUCCAAGGUCGCGGCUGAUAUCUUUGAUGCCACCAAGAAGUCGAUUCUGAGGUCUCCCGAGUCUGUUCUCGAGUACGCAAUUCCCCUGUUGCUAGAGAGUCUCGAUAAAGACGAUGAGUCAGCAAAGAAGCUGGUUGACGGCAUUUCCGCUUCCCUGGUCACAUGUCUCAAGUCUUCCAAUCAGCUCACUCGAGAUGGAGCUGUCACAUGCAUCGGAGUGGCCUGUGCUAUCUCUCACGAGACCCUCUACUCCGAGUUGGCCAAGACUGUGUCUAAGGUGACUGUGUUGGAGCAAAAAGUGGCCUAUGGAAACGCUAUUGCUGGCUGUCACGUGACCGAUCCUUCUCUGUCUGCCGCCCUUGCUCCUGUGGUUACCAAGGAGAAGAACGAGAUUGCCCUGACUGCUCUGUCGCGUGCCUUUUUGGUCCACUUUUCCCCUGAUCAGGCUAAGACUCUCUCUUCUGGACUGUCUGACUCCAACGCUGGCGUCGUCAAGACCUGGGUUCUACAGCUGGUCAACUUCCCCCAACACGCUGAGCACGUGACAGGUGAGCUGGAGAAGAUUCUCGCUUCUUCCACCAUCGUCAAGGGUGCGAUUUCUGGUCUUGGAGCUGUUUACCUGCUCACCAAGGCUGGAAAAGCUGUAAAAUCUGACAAGGCUCUGGAACUGGCUCUAUCUCCUCGAGUGUACACCAAACUCAGUGCAGGCGAAUUUGUCACUGGUUUCAAGGCUCUGGAGUCGCUGUUCAAGGAGGUUAACCCUGACAAUGCCCCCGACUUUGGUAAGACCAUCUUCUUCUAUGCUUAUGGCGACUCCGAGGUCAAGGUGGACGUUGACUGCUCUAGAUUGGUUGGUCCCGCUCUGAGGAGCAAUUACUCGGAUGGUCUGGCUGGGGCUGUCAUUUCUGGAAUUUCUGACACCCACGUCAGCGAGAGAAAGUACUCCAAGUUGCUUUACUCGCUGUUUAGUGCCGAGAACAACUGCGACAAGGCUCUUGUCGAUGGGCUAGAGGUACUGUGUGGCGUCGGACUGUGGAUUGAGUCCGUUCUGGGAGCAUCUCGAGAUCCCCGAAAGUUGUUGUUGGACAAUGAGAAGCAUGUCAAGUCGAUUCUGUCUUCGGCUACCUCCUCCAACCUCUAUCCUACCAUCGCUACAGUCUGUUUCAUUGCUCCUGACGUCUUUGCUGGUGAGGUUGCCGAGCAGUUCACUGUUUCGAACCUCUCCUGUGUCACCACUGAGGCCGUGACCAUCUUCAACACUCCCGCUGACGAACUGGCUUUCGAUAUCAAGCGAACGGAGCGUGUGGCUCACAAAAACUCCAAGGAAUACCAGGACAAGCUGUGGGAAGAAAACCUCAAGAAGGAGCUCCAAAAGAAGAAGGGUGUUGUCGAAAAGCCAAAGUACACCAAGGAGGAACAAAUCAAGGUAGACGAACAGAUGAAGAAGGAGGCAGAAAUUAGAACGGAGGUCACCGCAGUCGCAGAUCACGUGACCCGGCUCAUGGGCAUCAUUUCCGCCCUCUCCAAGGAGGCCAUGACGGUUGAUAACGGCAAAGAAACGUGGUUUGGACCGGCCAUGACGCUCAUGCUCGAGCUCCUCAGACACCCCAACGUGGAUGUGCUUUGUUCCAGUCACGUGACCAAGACUCUCACGGACAUGUCUUGGAUCACCAACGACAAGCUGGGUUCCAUUAGACCCUUCCUGGCCGUCUGCCUGCUCAGAAUGUAUGGUAAUCACGUGAGCGAGGACCUCCAGAAGGAGUCACGUGACUCUCUCAUCACGCGGGUGCUGUACAAGAUUCAUUCUGUGGCCAUGUCUUCUCCUCUUGACGCUAUUUCUCUGAUUUUCGUGCUUCCCAUUGUCUUGUUUGUGCUCAAGAACCAGUCUCGUGACAAGGACGUGGCUGAGGAGCAAACGCAUCUUGCCAUUGAGAUUGUCACUUGUCACACCUCUGCUUUUGCCGACGUGAUUACUCCUCGAUCUGAAAUCAUGAGCGCCCUCAUUCAGCUCAUGAAGAGCACUCCCACCAAGGCCAAGCUUGCUCGUGAGUGUCUGUACUCUGUGGUUGAGCACGUGGCUCUGACAAUUACGAAACCCGAAGAGCACGUGUUGCUGAGUAACCUGUUCACUGGAGACACUGGUGUUCGUCAUGCUAUUCUGGAGGCUGUUGACGCUCAUCUCACUCUUGAUGACUCCUCUCCUGAACUCUACGUGACCUGUUUCGAUGUGGACGACGUGAACCGAGAACUUGCCGAGCAGAUUUACUCCGAGAACAAGCUCUGCAAGCCCUCUUCUUCUGUUCUUCUCCCCUUCCUGGCUGCUGAGUCGUCUUCUCUGCGCCUGUCUUCGGCACGUGCCUAUGCUGCCACUGCCGAAGCUGACUCCUACAACCAGCUCAUGGCCUACAUUAUCGAGGCUUCUGUGCCCAUUCCUCCUACCCUGGACCAGUACGGAAAGCCCAAGAAGGGCGAGUCUGCACGUGACCAGUGGGAAGCUCGAUGCGGAGCUGGUCUAGCUGUUCACGAGAUGGCACCUGGCAUGUCUCCCGAGCAUGUGAUUUCGUUCAUUGAGUUCCUUGUCGAAACCGGCUACUCUGAUGUCAACUCUGACGUCCGACAGGAGUUCAAUGAUGCCGGUCUGGCUCUUGUUGAUCAGCAUGGCCUCAAGAACGUUGAGGAGCUGAUGAAGAUCAUUCAGAACCGACUCAACAAGGCGUCUAACGGCUCCGAGAGCGAUGACCACGUGAUUUCGUCUUGUGUUGUUCUGUAUGGUGCUCUGGCCCGCCACCUGGAAUCUUCAGAUUCCCGUCUGCCUGUCAUCUACGACCGAAUGUUGGUUGCUCUAGAUACUCCUUCUGAGUCUGUGCAGUUCCGAGUCUCCGAAUGUCUUUCUGGACUGGUCAGCAAGAUGGACAAGAAGGCUAGAGAUGGCUACUUGGACCAGCUCACCGAGAAGCUUCUUUCUGACUCUUCUCUCGCCAUUCGACGAGGAGCAGCAUAUGGUAUUGCUGGUCUCGUUAGAGGAGGCGGAAUUGCUUCCAUUGGAGAGACUGAUCUCAUGCGAACCCUGACAGAUGCUAUGGAGAACAAGAAGUCGUCUGCCGCCCGUCAGAGUGCCCAGUUUGUGGUCGAGACUCUGUCGAUGGCACUCCAGCGACACUUUGAGCCCUAUGCCCUGCAGCUCAUGCCUCUGGUGCUUGCUGCUCUUGGUGAUCCCGUUUUCGAGGUCCGAGAAGCUACCAACGAUGCUUCUCGUCAGGUUAUGAAGCACACCACUGCCUACGGAGUGACCAAACUCAUUCCCAUGGCCAUUGAAAACCUCAACCUCACUGCUUGGCGAUCUAAGAGAGGAGCUGUGGAAUUGCUCGGUAACAUGGCCUACCUGUCCCCCCAUGAACUGUCCACCAACCUGUCGCUAAUUGUCCCCGAGAUUGUGGCGGUGCUCAACGAUACGCACAAGGAGGUGCGGGCCGCGGCUAACAGCUCUCUCAACCGGUUUGGUCACGUGAUUUCCAACCCCGAGAUUCAGGCUCUUGUUCCCAAGCUCAUUGGUGCCAUUGCCGAGCCUGAGAAGACCGAGGUUGCUCUGGACGGUCUGCUCAAGACCCAGUUUGUGCAUUACAUUGACGCUCCCUCCCUCGCUCUCAUUAGUCACGUGCUCCAGCGUGGUCUUGGAGACCGAUCCGCCGCAGUCAAGAAGAAGGCUUGUCAGAUUGUUGGCAACAUGGCCAUUUUGACUUCGGCUCAGGACAUUGCACCUUACUUGCCCGAGCUGACUGUUUCCCUGGAGACCGCCAUGGUCGAUCCCGUACCUGGCACUCGUGCUACUGCUGCCCGGGCUCUGGGUUCUCUUGUCGAGAAGCUGGGCGAGCCUGCGUUCCCUGAUCUGGUCCCUCGACUUCUUUCCACUCUCAGAGACGAGUCUCGAGCUGGAGACCACCUUGGUGCUGCCCAGGGUCUGUCUGAGGUUGUGUGCGGUCUGGGUCUUCGAAAGCUGGAAGAAAUUCUGCCUCAGGUGAUCAAAUCCUGCGCUUCCCCCAAGAAUCACAUUCGAGCUGCUUUCAUGCCGCUGAUGAUCUUCCUGCCUGCCACCUUUGGCAACUCGCUGACCCCUUACCUGUCCCAGAUCAUUCCUGUGAUUCUUUCUGGACUUGCCGAUGAUGUUGAUUCCGUCAGAGACGCUUCCCUCAAGGCUGGUCGGCUCCUGGUGUCCAACUUCUCCAGCAAGUCUGUUGACCUGCUGUUGCCCGAGCUUCUCGUCGGCAUGUCUGACUCCAACCACCGAAUUCGACUUGCCUCGGUUGAACUCAUGGGAGACCUACUCUUCCAGCUCACUGGUCUCACCAAGAACGAGCUUGAUGAGUCUGAUGAUGUCAACGCAGGCCAGGCCCUGCUCUCGUUGCUGGGACAACAGACUCGAGACACUGUUCUGGCCAACUUGUUUGUUUGUCGAGCAGAUACCUCUGGACAGGUGCGACUUGCGUCGAUCGAAAUCUGGAAAGCGCUGGUGGCCAACACCCCUCGAACUGUCAAGGAGAUUCUUCCCGAGCUCACCAACCAGGUGGUUACCCGGCUGGCUUCUCGGGACCACGAGCAGCGAGAAAUCGCCGCCUCCACCCUCGGAGAACUCGUCCGACGAGUCUCGGACUCCCUGCAGCAGCUUCUCCCUACUCUGCAGACCAACCUCGACAACUCCGACUCUGACCAGAAACAGGGUAUCUGCAUUGCUCUCAAGGAGCUCAUCGUCUCCUCCUCUAGAGACCAGCUGGACGCCCAUAAGACGACCGUUGUUCACAUUCUGCACGAGACUCUGACCGACUCGUCACGCGAUGUGCGUUCCGCUGCCGCCUCUGCGUUCGAUGCCUACAACGAGAUUAUGGGAAACUCGGCUGUCGACGACAUUCUCCCCAAGCUGCUGUUGCUGCUCAAGGAGCGUCCCGAGGCUGCUCUGGCGGCUCUCAAGGACAUCAUGCAAUCGCGAGCCAACUCGAUUUUCCCCGUUGUGCUGCCCAAGCUGCUGUCUCAGCCUAUUUCCGUCUUCAACGCCGAGGCCCUCGCUUCUCUGGCUCCUGUUGCUGGCCAGACCCUGCUGCGACGACUUCCCCAGGUGGUUGGCAACCUUGUGUCCGCCAUUAUCAGCGCGCGUGAUCAGAAGGACGACGAACGAGCGUCUGCUUUGUUUGACUCUCUUGUCUCCAUUUUCCUGUCGGUGUCUGACGAAGGAAUCCAUUCACUCAUGCAGCAGCUCAAGUCCAUGGCCAAGGACGAGGACUCGGCCGUGCGAACACUGCUGUUCGAGACCCUCACACCCUUUUUCAAGGACACCCAGUUGGAUCUUUCUGCUUACUACAUUGACUGGGCUGAGCUGUGUAUCUAUGGUCUUGACGACGAGUCUGUUUCUUCUGCUGCCAAGAGCGCUCUGGAGACUCUGGUCAAGAAUCUGUCCAAGGAGGAGUUGGAAACCCUCUCCAAGCCUGCUUAUUCCGCUCUCGCCAACACCUCCAUCCCCCUGGCCGGUAUCAAUGUGCCCAAGGGACCCGCCUGUAUUCUCCCCAUCUUCGUGCAGGGUCUCAUGUACGGUACUUCGGACCAGCGAGAGGCCUCUGCCAACGGUAUGGGAUGCAUUGUAGAGCGAGUUGACGCGUCGCUGCUCAAGUUGCACGUUACCCAGAUCACAGGUCCCCUCAUUCGAACCAUUGGAGAACGGUUCCCGGCCUCUGUCAAGGUGGCUAUCGUUACAACUCUCAACCUGCUCCUCAAGAACUGCUCUGCUUUCCUCAAGCCUUUCCUGCCCCAGCUUCAGAGAACCUUUGCCAAGUGUCUCAGUGAUACCGGCUCUGAGCGACUGCGAAACGAGGCUGCCGAGGCCCUGGGUACCCUGAUUACCCUGCAGUCCCGAGUGGAUCCUCUGGUCAGCGAGCUCGUUACCGGAGUCAAAAACUCCACCGACGAGGGCGUCACCAACGCAAUGUUCAAGGCUCUGCAGGGCGUCGUGUCCAAGGCCGGCGGCCAGAUGAGCCAACAGUCACGGGAUCUCGUUUUUAACCUCGCCGAUGAGGUCACGGGACUCGACAAGCAUGUGUUGGCCAAGAUGCUUGGAGGUCUAGCUAAGGUCGGAGACGCUUCUGUGGUCUAUGAGGUGUCCCAGAAGGUCAACAACAGCGAGUUUGGCGCCUAUGUGCUGAAUGAGCUGCUUGUGGCCCAGGCUGGCGAUGAACGUGUGUCUACACGUGACCUCCCCGAUGAUUCGCCUGAUUACGUCACUUCUACGCUCGAGUUGAUGAAGUCCGAGACACCUGCAGUUUCCGAUGCUGCCACUCUAGCCUGUGGAAAGCUGCUGCUGGCUUUCGGUGGCCUGCCGUUUGAGAUCACAAAGAUUCUGUUGACUCAGCUGGCUCAGAACAUCACUGCACCGGCCUCUUCGUCUUCCGACACUCGACGUCUGGCACUGGUGGUGCUUCGUACUGUUGCUAGACAGCAGCAUGCGCUUACCAAGCCCCACGUGACUCUUCUUGCUACUUCCACGUUUGCGUGUGUGCGAGAAAUGGUCAUUCCUAUCAAGCUUGCUGCUGAGAAGGCGUGGUUGGCUCUGUUCGACCUGGUUACUGGUUCCACAGAGUUUGACAAGUGGUUUGGAGAGGUGCAGUCGGAGCUGCCCAACAACGGACGGUCUAUUGGCGACUACACUAAGCGUGUUGCCAUGAGACUGGCCCAGGCUGAGCGAGAGCGACUGGAGGAGGGAGGAGACGACAUGGAGAGUGAUAAGCGGGAGGACGAGGCGGAGAUUUGGGAGUAG